UUCAGGCACUUUAAGGUAACCAAGUUGCCUACCCUGGAACCCAGUUCAACAUGUCGCUGCCACCACCUACUGUUGGAAGUAAUUCUUUGCCUAAUUUACCUGACAAAGAGACUCUUUGGCAACAAACUUAUCUCGAGGCAUUCCAUCAAAAUUAUGAUUCAGUUCAACGUUGGACAAAAUGGAAGGAGGACCAUGAGCAAGUCAAAACUACUUUGUCUGCUUUGCCAGACAAGCUAUCACAUGAAGUGGUUGUUCCCUUUGGCUCCAAGGCCCUCAUGAAAGCAAAACUAGUGCACACAAAUGAGGUCUUGACAUGUAUAGGAAGUAGCUGGUUUGUGAAACAGUCUGCUAAACAGGGAAUCGCAAUGUGUGAAAGAAGGAUAGUUCAAUCUGAGGAUAUGCUGAAGAAACUGGAAAAUGAAAGAACUCUGUUGACAAAUCGUCAAACAGUUCCAAAGGUGGAAGAAGCUUUUCCUAGCGACGGCACCGAGGAAAUAGUUGAGGAGUACAAUGAGGAAAUGGAGGCAGAGUGGAGACGGCGCCAUAGAGAAAGAGAAGCUGAAUAUCACCGUAAGCUUGCAGAGCUGAGGAAGAGGCAAACAGAACAGCCUCCAGUGCAAACUGAGGAAGACUUAUUCAGGCGACUUGAUGAGCUGGAACUUGAAGAGGAACUGAAUGACGAAUUGGAAAGGCUUCAUGCUGAAUAUGAAGCAGAUUAUGAAAAUAAUGAUGAAGAAGGGGAAGGUGAAAGCGAAGGAGAUGAGGAUGAGGACAGUGAAGGUGGAAGCGGUGAUGAAAUGGAUGAAAACUACAGUGUUGACCCCAGGAAAGUUACCUUGCUAAAUAAACCUAAAAGUACAAACCAUAAUGAUGGGACAAGAAUUGUAGACAUUGAAGAAGUUGAAUCUCUAGGAAAUGACAGGAGAAAAAAUAAUGAUGUAUCAUGCAGUCUGCAGACCUCCUUUGCUUCAGAGAACUGUCCUGAGCUUAUGAAAAAGAACAGGAGGAUAUCUUUUGCUGAUGAGACUCAAAUUCAACAACAAACAACAAAAAAUGAGUAUGAAGAUGAAAGUAUCUACAUCAGAUUUAAUCAUUCGUCAGAACUUUCAGAUCAGAUGUCCAGAAAAACUCUUGAAGCUCCUUUAGAAACAGUUGGAACACCUAUGUACAACACUCCAGCUGACAUUUUUACUGUUCAUAAAGCUCAAUUUGUAAGCCCUCAGCCUAAGUCCAUAUUAAAGAAAAGCUCAUCAUAUCCCGACAAAUUUUCAGACAAAAGUCAGAGAAAACCAGUCCAAUCUUCAGCAUCAUUUGGGGCAAGAUUUGGUAUGAGCUUGUCUGACUCUGAUGAAGAUUUGGCCAGUGAUGAACCAAGAAGAGACCUCAGUCACUUGCCUCCAGUUUUGUGCAACGUGCAAGAGUCCUCUGGUCAAGCACCUCCUGCCAGUUCGCAGGAAACUUCCAGCAGACCUGUGAGCCGCUUCAAACUGGCAAGGCAAGGAGCCAAGAGACAAUAAAUCAGACUGAACCAACAAAUCGCUUGUGUCAUAUCAAUGAAAUCCUGUUACAAAUAAACGCUCUAUUUUUUUAA
This is a messenger RNA of Thrips palmi, 1591 nucleotides long. It is a transcript of the gene uri, whose product is annotated as unconventional prefoldin RPB5 interactor-like protein. NCBI's taxonomy places the organism in Eukaryota, Metazoa, Arthropoda, Insecta, Thysanoptera, Thripidae. The transcript is spliced from 7 exons. The record is from RefSeq and is a predicted model, not a curated record. Gene Ontology annotation, biological process: negative regulation of phosphatase activity; negative regulation of transcription by RNA polymerase II. Gene Ontology annotation, molecular function: phosphatase inhibitor activity; transcription corepressor activity; chromatin binding. The coding region runs from base 51 to 1517 and encodes 488 amino acids.